This is a messenger RNA of Microsporum canis CBS 113480, 588 nucleotides long. RefSeq lists its product as hypothetical. NCBI's taxonomy places the organism in Eukaryota, Fungi, Ascomycota, Eurotiomycetes, Onygenales, Arthrodermataceae. The transcript has 2 exons. Bases 1 to 588 code for a protein of 195 amino acids. The record is from RefSeq and is a predicted model, not a curated record.
AUGACAUCGCGACAUCGACAUAGACGUAAUCCAUCCGGGGGUAGCAAUACCACGACACACACUACCGCAUCCACAGCUUCUACGACGGUACAGGCACCAAAUCCCACCAGGAUGGGCUCCUCGCAGCCUCCGUCAGCGCCAUCAGUGCGCAGGACACUUUUCAAUCCUAGAACUAAUCCAAGUCGGCGGCCAGCUUCCGCUACCCCAGCAGACAAUGGAUUGCCAACGGACAUAACCACGGGCAUGAGCGGAAAUUCAAAUCUUUUUGGGGGAAGCAAAAUAUCAAAAUCAAUACCCAAGAUUGGACCGGAUCUAUCGUCACCUUUAGAUAAUGGUGAUAUUGUUGACCGCGACAAGAAUGGAUGCUAUAAAGUGGACAUUCCAAUCCUACCGCCUGGACUGUUUGGGGAAGAGGUUGAUGGUGGUGACUCGAUGGAAGGUAUAGAGCAUUCUGGAGGUGUUGAGAUGGUAGUUGAAGAAGGGGGAGAGCUCGGUGGGAGGGACAAAGAAAAAAUUGAUGCGAGCUUUGCUGAAAUGAUGCGCCAUAACAGGAGUAGGCAUGUCAAUGGCGAACCCUCUGGUAAGUAG